AUGGAUAACAGCAGUAUCUUCAGAAGCCCUCAGAGAUUCAAGCGAGAACCACAUAAUGUAAAAGAGGUAAACCCUAAUAAGGACUUUAAUAUUAUCAACUCUCAAUAAGUUUGCUCUAGUCUUGGGUGUUGUUCAGGCCGAAACCAUCUUCUCCGUGGCAACCACGUCAGCAGCCAGAUACGUGUCCGACAGCAGUUCUGAAAACACGACAAGACUCGAUGAAUCACUCACAGACCUUAUCAAGUACGUGUCAGAUAUGGAUAAGGCAGCAAGGCUAACUCUGAAGAAUCGACUGCUCCAAGAAUUCCUUUCCUACACCCCUGCGAUCCUAAGUAAGUUUCUCAUUGCACUGGUAUAGACCCGGAGUCACUCCUCCUAGCUUCAGAUGCGAGUACGACAAGCAUUGUGACGAGAUCGAAAUUCUACAGGCUUCUUUUCAAUAUAGCCCAUCAUAACAUUCCGUUAAGAAGAUUCAUGGCGGGGGAACUUCGACUACUAGGAUCAGUCUUUUCGUGUUUGAAAAUGUCAUUGAGGGAGCAAUUAGGACCACAGAAUAUGAUCGACAUUCUGCGGCUUCUACAAGUGCUCAGCUACGAAAAGAACGUGCCACUCGAGCACUGGGCUAAUGAGUUGAUAUCCUUCUUGAUGGGCGAAGUGUAAGUCUGCGCUCUCUAAAGCGUCCGUUAAUUUUCAUGUUUUCUAGAAUUCGUGAGCCCGAACCAGAAUGGAUGCCCUAUUGCAUUGCAAUUCUCUGCAAUCUUGCUUCGGCUUCAAAGUCGGCUUGUAAACGCAUUAAGAUAUCGACGUCCUACAAAAAGUUCAAUCGGCAAUUGAUGAAACUUCUGCAACAUGAAGCUCGAAUAAUAGUUGUCUCGAGUCUCGUUCUGAUAGGAUAUCUCGAUGAAAAAGUCAGAGAUAUGGUGUACUGCGCCGAAAAUGUACACGAUACAUUUAUGUGCACUUUCAAUGUGCUCACUAUAGGCGAUGACGAUUGCAUGAUGACGAGGCAGAUCGCUGCAGAUCUUCUGAAAAGACUUGUGGUGUCAGAGAGCUCCACGACUCCGCAGGUUCCGACUUUGGCCUCUACUGGCAAGAACGUUUUGAACUACGGUUUUUUCUUAGGAAGCAUUCAGCAGACCGCGAGACUGCUGAUAACACUAGAUCCGAGAACAGAAGAAUCAUCAAAGGUACGGAAUCCGGAUUCUUGCCACGUCAAAAAUUCUGUAGAAAACUUUUUUAACUGCUUUUUCCUUUGCGAACCUUAUCUUAAAAUUAACAUUUAUUAACGUGGCGACCUUCGUGGCUCGGUAAAUUAAGGCAGAAAAGAAGUAUUGCUUUCACAAGAGGUUAUGUAAAAUAUUUGAAGUCACGUGAAGAUUUUUGUGGUUCAUUACAAAGCGGAAAAUUUUCCAGGUAUAUGACCUACUUCUAGCUUUCUGUUCGCUACAAGCGCUCCGUUCGCCCGUCUGUCACUCUAUUAUCCGAUGCUCUCCAACCGAGUCUCAGCUGACUACUCCAUUGAUGGCGAUAGCUGAAACUGCAUCUCUUUCUAUAGAAGAUCAUAUAAACGGCGAAGUCCCUCUGAAAGCCCUCAAGAUGCUUUCAUAUUUGUUCAAGGAAAUAAUUGAACCACACGAACGACUGCUUCCCGACAUCCCUAUAAGCCAGAUCGCUGACCUCAUCGCAAGCUGUGUUCGAACGAGCAUCGACCUCGACUCCGAAAAUGUCAGUCAAUCGUGUCAGCGACUACAGUACGGCCUCAGAUUAGCAGAAGUCUGUAGUCGGGACGAAGACUGUCGCAGCAAUCUCCUUACCGUUUGUAACGCUUUUCUGUGUCAUCAAAUUGCGGACUGGCAGUUUUUAAAAAACCCAGUUGUUCUUUUUUUGACUAAACCCCCUCGGCAACGAACAGAAAAUCUGGAAGGAUGGACCAUUCACGGAAUCGCAAUUAUUCUCGAAUUGUGCCGUUUGUUAGCCGUGCUCAAAGAUCAUUCUAAAGUGCAUAAGGAUCAAUAUUGGCAGCUUUUGAAGGACGAGAGAAUUAUACCGUUCCUUGCUUUCGCGAUUUCCUUUGGCGACAAGGAAACAGUGCAACACGCCUUCCUGACCUAUUCUCACUGUGCUCAAGUUCCCGCAUUCCCUAGUCACAUGUAAGUUCCUUGUUUUCACGAAAAAUGCGUUGUAUUCCUUUCCAGGCUCGCAGAAAUGGUCGCAUCUUGUAAAGCUCAAAACAUCAAAACCUCAGAUGACGACAAAAGAUUCAGUCAAUCAGAUGACAAACCCAAACACGAAUUUGAUCGUCCGCGUUCUGUGGAACCAGAUGAGAAGUCACAAAAAGCGUUGGAUGACCUUCUUCGAAAAGUAUCACUUGAAGGUUCCUCACUGAAAGACGCUAAAACUUCGGAGCUCUUCGCAGCAUACGAGAGGAAGAUUCAAGUGCUUCAGGCAAGAGAACGUGAUCUGGAAAACUUUGUGAGAGCUAAAGAUGAUGCUCUUGCACAAAGUGAAAAGCUGCGUAAUUAUCGUAGUGCUGGAAUAAGUCACUUGCCAGAAACUGAGAUAUCAAAAAUUAGAGAGAUCACACAGGAAUGUGAGUCCUUACGUGAGCAGAACAGACAACUCUCCGACUUUUUGAAAACUAGAGAAGCGGAAUAUGAAAAUAGUGUCCUUCGAUUUUCACAAGAAUGCGAAAAACUGAAGAUUGAACUAAAAGAUUCCAAAAAUACGGCUGAAUCUUAUCUGUUGUCUUGCUCGGCGCUCGAAACCAAACUCAGCUUGUCUAAUUCCGAGAAGAUUCAACUAAAAGCCGAGCUGGAAAGUGAGUAGCAUAAUUUUUUUUUGGAAAAAUCGAAAAUUCAGACGCCACUGUGAGAGCUGAAAGAGAAGCGCAAUCCAACCAAUCGGAAAUGUCGAAAUUGAAUGCGCAUUUGGCUGAAAGCGUGGCCCGUGUUGAGCAGUUUUUAAAUGAGGUAAAUAUUUCCCUGGUUUAUAUUUCAGCGUAUUUCGGAUUAUUUAUUUUUUAGAAUAAAGAAGUGAAGCGUCUAUUCGAAGAGAAUUUGGUGGAAUGCGAAGCGCUCAAAGAACAUGUAAGCAGCAAUUGUCCCUCCACAAAAGAAUUGAAUGUUUCCAGGUCAAUCAGGCAGAGUCGCAGUUGGCCAACAAGAAGUACGAUCUGGAAAAAGCACUCGCUCAGGUCUGCCAGUUUUUUUCAGGGGCUGUGAAAAAAUGAUUGUUUUCCGUUUUUUUCGACUUUUCACGUCAAAAAAUCCAAUUCAGCGAUGUAGAAAAAACGAAAAAAAAACGGAAAAUAAGCAUACGCUGAAUAGCCCAAUAAUGAUUCGGGGGAGGCUACGCCGAGCCAGAACUGUCCCGUAUAAGAACUGUCCCGAAUCAGAACUGUCCCGGAUCAGAACCUACCUUUAGGUAGUUCUUGUUCCAAAAAGUCAUGUUGUGACAGGUUCUGAUUCCGGACAGUUCUGAUACGGGACAGUUCUGAUACGGCACUUCUGAUUCCAACAGUUUUGAUCCGGGACAGUUCUGGUUCGGCGUACACUCUAGACGGAGUAAUCUUAAAUAAUAAAAAAGGCCACGUGAAGCUUCACUACGUACUAAACUCAAUUCAUCGCUAUUGCCCCUCGGUGUUUGCAGACGCAAGCCAGAUUUUCCUGAAAUUAGGCUUGAGUCUGCAAACAUCGAGGGGGCAAGAGCGGUAAAUUGAGUAUAUAAAAGUAGUGCUGCCACGAAUCGGAAUUUCCCGAAUCAGAACUAUUUUCAGUGCUAAUUGGUUCUGAUUCGUACCAGUUCUGAUUCGGGAAGUUCCGAUUCGGGGCAGCACCGUAAAAGGUGGAAGCUUUUGCGAAUGAAUGGUAUAUUUUCCUCUAUUUUUCAUACACCCUCCCUAAUAGUAAGCAAAUACAAUCCAUUGUUGCUCCUUUCACGUAGCGUAUCUCGCUCAUUCGCUAUUUUUCUGUUUAGGCAUCCAAUGCCGAACAAAGGAUAACCGCGAAAGAGAUGGAGCUGGCAUCCGCCGAGAAACAUGUGAGUUUCAAUGCAAUUUCCGCCAUAAAGAAAUACGAUGAUUUCCAGCUAAAAAUGUACGAAGGUCGGUUGUCGGAGAAGGAAAGGGAAUGCGCGAAGCUGGAGACUGAAGCCUGCGGUCUGAGGAUAGAGCUGGAAAAAGAGCGACAGGAGUUACUAAAACUGAAGAAGCUCCGAGAAGCAAUGUUAACUCUGGCUUCUUCUAACAUUUAG
Caenorhabditis sp. 36 PRJEB53466 is the source of this 4251-nucleotide messenger RNA. NCBI's taxonomy places the organism in Eukaryota, Metazoa, Nematoda, Chromadorea, Rhabditida, Rhabditidae. The record is from the annotation of a GenBank genome assembly.